Sphaerodactylus townsendi is the source of this 4124-nucleotide messenger RNA. It is a transcript of the gene TFDP2, whose product is annotated as transcription factor Dp-2. Lineage: Eukaryota; Metazoa; Chordata; Lepidosauria; Squamata; Sphaerodactylidae. Gene Ontology annotation, molecular function: DNA-binding transcription factor activity, RNA polymerase II-specific; RNA polymerase II transcription regulatory region sequence-specific DNA binding. The transcript is spliced from 15 exons. The record is from RefSeq and is a predicted model, not a curated record. Bases 898 to 2049 code for a protein of 383 amino acids. Gene Ontology annotation, cellular component: nucleus; transcription regulator complex. Gene Ontology annotation, biological process: regulation of transcription by RNA polymerase II; regulation of cell cycle.
GUGCGGGGGAGAACGAGCGAGCGCCUGUCGAAGGGGAGAACAGUUCGUGGGGCGGCGCGCGGCGGCGGCAGCGGCGGCUUUGAGGUGGGCAAGAUCCUGAAGUCGCGCGCCGUCCUUCGCGAGACUCGCUCGCCUCACCCGCGGGGUCGUCAAUUCCCGCUUUCUUUCACUUUCUCCCCACAUAAACUGGCGUGUAUGUUUGGGAAACCGUCGUUAGGUACGCCGGGCCCCUCCUUCUCCGGGGGGUCUUUGAGCAGUGAGGUGCUUCCGACGACUUCCCACUCCAGCCCUUUCCGGCGCGCUUCGAGCUGGUGGCAGCUCUCUGCUGAGGUGAGGGGAGGCUCGUCUUUCCCACUUCCGCGUCCCCUCCUCUUCCUCCAGCUUUGGCCGUUUGUUUUCCUAAGGCUGCCUGCGCUUCGACGCUGCUGGUCGCCCUCGUCAGUUUUUUGCUUCUAGGCUGUUGUUUUGUCAUUCCUUCCCAGUCGUCCGUUCAGCUUCUUCUUGUGGAGAAAUAAGCCCCAGCCCAGUGCAGUUCCAGACUUCCAUUCAACAGGCAUAAGGCACAAGAAGCAGGAAAUCAAAUAACAUGGUGUUUGAUGGUCUGUAUGGCUAAUGGGUUGCUGUUGUGUUUUCAUGAUUGAGUGUAUGAAUGUCUCUUGAGAUAGAUGAAAUGGCUGUGUUUGCUUUUGAAGUGACAAGCUCCCAUUGUCCUUGCUGCUGAAUCACGGAAGUCAUCUCUGCCUACAUUCUCUACAUUGUCCCCUUUGUCUUUGUACUUCCAAGGGUGCUGGCAUAGGAACUGUUCCCAAAAUCGUUCUUCUAGUGACUACCGCCAACCUGCUCAAUAAGAUUUUGCCAAAACCAUUAGCAUUAGUAAAUGUGAAUGUGGGACUCCAAAUGAUUAUAAGUACACCGCAAAGACUGACCAAUUCAGGAAGUGUUCUGAUUGGAAAUCCGUAUACUACAGUGCCAGCCAUGGUCACUCAGACUCAUAUAACAGAAGCCACUGGCUGGGCCCCAGGGGACCGAAAACGAACUGGCGACUUUAUGGAAACAGAGUUUUCAGAAAGUAAAAGAAGCAAGAAAGGAGAUAAGAAUGGCAAGGGUCUAAGGCAUUUUUCAAUGAAAGUGUGUGAAAAGGUCCAGCGUAAAGGAACAACAUCAUAUAAUGAAGUUGCAGAUGAGCUGGUAUCAGAAUUUACUAAUUGUAAUAGCUACUUAGCUACAGGUUCAGCUUAUGAUCAGAAGAAUAUUAGACGUAGAGUUUACGAUGCUCUUAAUGUGUUGAUGGCAAUGAACAUUAUUUCAAAGGAGAAAAAAGAAAUCAGAUGGAUAGGCCUUCCAACAAACUCUGCUCAAGAAUGUCAAAAUCUGGAGAUUGAGAAACAGCGACGUAUAGAACGAAUAAAACAGAAGAGAGCUCAGCUGCAAGAACUUCUACUGCAGCAAAUUGCUUUCAAAAAUUUGGUACAAAGAAAUCAACAAAAUGAACAGCAGAAUCAGAGCCCUCCAGCUUUGAACUCUACCAUACAACUGCCUUUUCUAAUAAUAAACACAAACAAAAGAACAAUUAUAGAUUGCAGCAUCUCUCCUGACAAAUUUGAAUAUCUUUUUAAUUUUGAUAAUACAUUUGAGAUCCAUGAUGACACCGAAGUUUUGAAGCGAAUGGGAAUGUCAUUUGGUUUAGAGGCGGGCAAAUGCUCAUCAGAAGACCUAAGAACUGCUAAAUCCCUGGUGCCAAAAGCUUUCAAAAGCUAUGUCACAGACAUGUCUGCAGGAAUUUCUUGGGUGAACAAGAAGCUAGUUUUCAAUUCUUCUCAAGCAGGUUUACUUUUUGAUACAGUGGGUGAUGUUGCUGUUUCUAAGUCAAGUGGAAAUUCAGGGCUAUCUCUGGAUGCUGAAGUGACCUUAGCAACAGGGCACCUUGUGGCACCCAGCAGUCAGCAGUCCAGCAGUGCAACAUCACAUUACUCAGAGUCACGUGGUGAAACCCCAUGUUCAUUCAAUGAUGAGGAUGAGGAUGAAGAUGACCCCUCUUCGCCAGAAUGAAGGACCAUCCCUACAAAAUGCGGUUCCUGUGUGCUGUUAGCGUGAGCUCAUGUUUAUCUAGUUUCCUUUUCCUUUUGCUGUAUGUCUUUUAGGAAAGAUUCAUUCGGUGUGAGAAAGGCUAACAGAAUUCUUAAUUAAGCCCAGGGCAUGAUCCAGUCCUUGAAUUCAUUCAUAUAGGACAGUGGAAACGCCUUCUCAUAGGCAGAUGGAGGUGAAAAUAUACAGUGUCAUCAAUACCUCUGUUCAAUACCUGGGGCAGUGUGGAUUGCAUUGUUGGUCUUCCUUAGAUUGGAUGGGAAGGUCUGAUGAAAGGCAGACAGCUGCUGUGUGUAUGUUGUAGACCUGGACAGCACAUUGUCAGUUUGAGAGGUAGCCAUACGAUAACUUAUCUGGUGCAUUAGGCCCUAUAGACCAUAAAACUAUAUGUCACCUGCUGGAUCCUGGUGACUAAUUGAGACAGUCUUUAUCAGCCUCAGUGAUGUUGCCUGGCAAAUCAGGAGUCCCCCAUAAGGCCUUGUGCAAGUUAACAGUAUGAAAGGCCCCUGCCUGACUUGGUCACAUGGCCGUCAUAACAGCUGUACACUCACCCCUUUUGGGCCCAUAAGCAGAAUGAUUGGGUUUACCAUUCAUAUACAGUCAAGAAAAAAAAACCCACUUUCUGGAAAGGUCUGAUGGAAUAUCAGUAAAGUGCAUAGCUUGGUUUUCUGUAACAUGGCGUCUUGCUUCCUUAGCUGCCAUCCUUCAUUACCUAAGAUGCUUGUUAUUUCAUGGUCUUUUGAAAAUACUUUCAUUUGUCUUUGCAAAAGGUUGUCUUCUAAGCCUAAUAACAUUAGGGAGGCUAUUGAGAUGCAUGUUUUGAUCUUACCAGCUUGUUCAUAGAAAUGGCAGUACAGAUUUGUUCAGGAAAAUGUACUUGGGCUUAGAGGCUCCUCCAUUUAAAGAACUUGAAAUUUACCAUUUCAACAGAUCCUUUCUAUUAUCCACUAUUAAGUAACAGGAUGAUAUUCAGUAUUAAUACAUUAAAAGAUAACCAGUGCUAAAUAUUAAAACAUUAAUUGAGCUAUAGGGUUACCUGGGUUUCAUAAAUGAAGUUGAUUACAGGGAGCAAAAAUUGUAGGCUAUAAUGUUUUAUACCAUUUUAGAUUAAGAAUAUGUUACUAAAUCCAAACUUAUUUAGUUAACCAUGAAAUAAAAUUAUAUUCUGAAAUAGUACUAAGAUAGUUCCACAAAUUCUACACUAAUCCUACAAUAAUUUAUAUGAUACAACUAUUUUUAAAGAACCAAAAGGGAAAUUUUGUCACUUAUCUUCUGAGCUCAGGUUUUAAAAAAUAAUGGCUAUGAAAUUCCAUCUAUGCUUAAUGCACUGCUAAUGAGAAAAAGUGCUUCAUGGUUUGUAAGUAACAGCAUGAAAAUAUAGCAUUGAUCACUUGAAGCUUUAAUGCCAUAAUUUAAGGAGCAUCUUUACUUGUAAUCCAAGAGAGGUAAUUUUUUCACUUUUUUAAAAUAAAGCAGUUUGAGCACAAAGUAUUGUGAUCUAGUUCUGGGGAAAUGAAAUUAAUAUAUUUUAGCUUCAUAUUCUUUGUGCUGGUGACAUUCUGCAGUGAAUUUUUUCAGAUAAGUGUUAAUAUCCAGAAGAGCAACUUUAUGAGAGAGGUUUUUGAUCUUCCAGUACCUUGCAACCUGGGAACUAACAAGCACCUAUUUCAUUUUUAAUAUAUUUGUGUGAGAUUUGGCAAGUUGUCAAACGACCUUUCUCACAUCUCUGUUUCUGCAAUACUGGAGGGAGGACUGCAGUAAGCUCUAGACUCUGUGAACAGAGCUUUGAUUAAACUUGACAUUACUGUACCAGAAAGCUGGAGAAGUAAAGACACUCUGCCUUAAUCUUCAUUCAAACUCUCAUCUGCUGGUUAGGCAAAGUGGUGCCAGUGUGGUGUAGCGAUAAAGAGUGGUAGAACAAAGUAUGUUUCGCCACUCCUACAUAUAAAGCCUGCUGGGUGACCUUGCACUUGUCACAAUUCUCUCAGAACUUUCUCAGCCCACCUACCUCACAAGGUGUCUGUUGUGGGGAGAGGAAG